Messenger RNA from Chironomus riparius, 1966 nucleotides. The record is from the annotation of a GenBank genome assembly. NCBI's taxonomy places the organism in Eukaryota, Metazoa, Arthropoda, Insecta, Diptera, Chironomidae.
AAACCAUUCAUUUUAGUGAAAAGAAAAAAAAAAUUCGCUUCUCAAGAAAAUUAAUUAAAUAAUGGAUUAAUAGACAGUUAAAACGCUUAGAAAUAGUAUAAUUCGGUAAGGAAGAUAGAGCCAGAGGAAUCAAAAGUAUUGUGGAUUUAAAUUUCAUCAUAAAAGUGCUUCAAUUUUAAUAAUUUCAAAAAGUAUCCAUUAUCAGUGAACCGAGUAAUCACACAAAAAGAGAAAGAGAGAGUCAUAAUAACUACAAAUUAUAUAGUUGAGAGACAUUUUUAAUGCUUCACGCAAGCUAACAUAGUUUUAUGAUUAUACGGAAAGAGAAGGAGAUAACACAACUACAGAAGAGAAGCAUGUGGUUUUAAAAAAUAUCGGUUCCAGUAUUUAUCGUGCGACUCAUAAAUUAUUUCAAGAAAUCUAUUUAACUGCAAUACUUUGAUCGGUGAGUGUAAAAAACAUUUUUGGUAAAAAUUAAGUAGUGAAAAGUCUACGGAUAAAGAAAAAGAAAGAAAAAUGUUGACAUCAACAACAAAACACGUUUUACACUGCCUGCUCCUCUGUUCUAUGAUAAUUGGACUUUUAUUUGGAUCGGGAGCUAUAAAGACAGAUGACGAUGAUUAUUUGGCAAUUGAUCCAUGGACGGAAUAUGGAACAGCAUGGACAAUUUUCUUAUAUGUAAUAAGAUGUUGUGCCCUUAUGACACUGCCACAAAUGCUUUGCAAUUUCUUUGGACUCGUAUGUUAUAAUGCAUUUCCUGAUAAAGUUGUGCUUAAAGGAUCACCGCUUUUAGCUCCAUUUAUAUGCGUACGUGUAGUCACUCGUGGAGAUUUUCCAGAUUUAGUGAAACGAAAUGUCAUGAGAAAUAUGAAUACAUGCCUUGAUACGGGUCUUGAGAAUUUCCUCAUUGAAGUUGUUACCGAUAAGGCAUUAAAUCUUCCGAAACAUAGACGAAUAAGAGAGAUUGUCGUACCAAAAGAUUAUCAGACUAAAACCGGUGCAUUAUUUAAGUCGCGUGCUCUACAACAUUGUUUAGAGGAUAAUGUUAAUGUAUUAAAUCCAAACGAUUGGAUUGUGCAUCUUGAUGAGGAGACAAUUCUUACCGAAAACAGUGUACGUGGAAUAACGAAUUUUGUGUUGGAUGGAAAAUAUCCAUUCGGUCAGGGACUAAUUACUUAUGCAAAUGAAAAUGUUGUUAAUUGGCUGACGACGCUGGCUGACUCGUUUCGUGUUAGUGACGAUAUGGGAAAAUUGAGAUUCCAGUUCAAAUUCUUCCAUAAGCCGCCAUUCAGUUGGAAAGGAAGCUAUGUUGUGACACAGUUGCAUGCCGAGAAAGACGUAUCGUUUGAUAAUGGUGUCGAUGGAUCUGUUGCUGAGGAUUGCUUCUUUGCAAUGAAAGCAUAUAGUAAAGGGUACUCAUUUGAUUUUAUUGAAGGCGAAAUGUAUGAGAAAUCACCAUUCACACUACUCGACUUCCUUCAACAGCGUAAGCGUUGGCUCCAAGGAAUCCUCCUUGUCGUUCAUUCAAAAGUCAUUCCAAUUAAGCAUAAAAUUUUCCUUACGCUAAGCGUUUACAGUUGGGUGACAAUGCCUUUAUCAACAUCAAAUAUAUUUUUGGCUGUAUUAAUGCCUAUACCAUGUCCAUUCAUUUUGGAUGUUUGUUGCGCUUUUCUUGGCGCCAUUAGCGUGUACAUGUACAUUUUUGGUGUUCUCAAAUCCUUUUCAUUAUAUCGAUUUGGUGUAUUAAAGUCAAUCUUAUGCAUUAUUGGAGCACUUGGAACAAUACCCGUAAAUUUAGUUAUUGAAAAUGUUGCUGUGAUUUGGGGCAUGCUAAGCAAUAAACAUAGAUUUUACGUUGUACAAAAGGAAAUAACUAAAACAACAACAAGUGAAGAACGUCCACUUAUGAUGGAUGUUUAAAUUGCUAAUCCCAUUGCAUUGUAGUCAAAAAAGAAUCAAAUAUAAG